UGCAGUAUUUACUUUCAUCUUGCUGUCAGUGACGCGCAUGUCGCUGCGUCAGGAUCAAAGUUCGGAUGCCGAUCAAAACAAUUUCAGUACUGCCAAACACUUUUUGCCGAUGGUUUAGGACUGAAUAGUACAGCGUCUGCAUUGAUGUUCAAAGACUACACAGUGUUAUACAAUUGGUUUCUGUACAAAUGGGGACUCACACCAGGAGACACCACCAACAUGCUCAACGUGUGCAACCAGUUGGAGUUUUUCAAUGGGUGUAUGGGCAACGAUCGAGGAUGCUUCCAGAUCCAGGAACUCAUCAAAGGAACUGAUAUGAACAACGCUUUCCUCAUCGACGGAACAUUGGCCAUGUAUCAAUUCAACUGUGGACCGGGCCUUAACACUCUGAUACACGAGGGUGUUGCGUGCGCGCAGCUGAUUAUCGAAGGCUAUCAAAACUACUUACAACAGUGCGUCUCCACUUACAUGUCGUCAAUAACUUAUGAUUAUGCCAACGGUUGCAGGUAA
Cooperia oncophora is the source of this 510-nucleotide messenger RNA. NCBI's taxonomy places the organism in Eukaryota, Metazoa, Nematoda, Chromadorea, Rhabditida, Trichostrongylidae. The record is from the annotation of a GenBank genome assembly.